UUAAUCUUCGUGUCCCCGUUUCGCGCUCUCUCGCCAACAUGACAGAGCCGACGGAGCAACCCGAUUGGUCACAACUUCCCGGCGACCUCGUCGAAACCAUCAUACACCGCUGGUCAACAAAACUACAAGACUUCAUCCACUCCCGAUUCGUUUGCAAGCAGUGGAGAUCGCUCCCCUUGCCGGAGUUCCGCCAAUCCCUGCCGUGGCUGGUCUCGCCGUGCAAGUCAAAGUCAGCAAGCAAUCCCAAAGCCGUCGGUUGCAACGGCAAUUGGCAUCGCAUCACGGACGUGACGACGGCGGCGGCGGAAAUUAAAAACAAGAAGCCCCGCCUCCAGCACGUCAACUUAGCCGACGGCCCGCGGCGGGUCGAGGUUCAGUGUCUCGGCUCGGCCUUCGGAUGGCUGCUCCUAAAAGAAGUAAGAUCACCGCCGCCGUCGUGGGGCCCAAUUCUGUGCUUGAUGAAUCCGUUGACGAGAAACAAGAUCUACCUCCCGCAGGAGACGACUACAGGACAGGGCACCUGCGUACCGUGCUGCAUAGCCAGGUUUCUGAUGUCGGCCGCCCCGACGGCGACGAAGACAGAGGAGUCCAUCACGGUGGUGUUGUUGUACCAGGACGUCGGCGACGUCGGCGGGGGACUGGCUUUCUGCAAGCUCGGGUGGGACGAGCGAUGGACAUUGGUCCCUUUCCACGAUCACCUCCCGACGAAUAAGGUCGCGGAGAUUGUAUCUUGGAGGGGUAAAAUUCACGUCCUUUGCGAAGAUGACGGGAGGGUUUUGGCCUAUGAUCAUCUGCAGCCCAAGUUCUCGUUGGCUUUUCUUGCUGAAAACUCUGCGGAUCUCUUUAACGGCGAACGGCCAUGUAAUUACCGGUUGGUGGUGAGCCCAGAGGGGGAGCUGAUCCUGCUGAUCAGUCAUUGUGAGUCGGCGGGUGGACGAGUCAAGAGAUUCAGUAUUUACAGGGCGAAGGAAGACGGAAGGAGAUGGAGAUGGGAUGCGGUUGGGAGUAUUGGGGAUUAUGCUCUGUUCUUCGAUUCGAGCUGUGCUGUUUAUGUAUCCGUCAGAGAUCAUCCGGAGUGUAGAAGGGAUUGUGUUUACUAUAUGGAGAAUGUAUACGAUCUCAAGAUGAACGAGUUUGUUCAUCGUUCAGGCGACGGUGGUCGUGCGGUGGGGAAUUGGAUUUUGCCGUCUAGUUAUUAGUUGGCGGUGACUAGCUGUAACUACGAGAUGAACAGAGCUGAGAAGACUUGGGGCGAGGUCGAGAUCAUAAGUGAUCACGUUGUCUUCUUUGAUUCUUCAUUGAAGUAUAUAAAUCAUACUGUUUAUUAUGAACCGGGGAAAUAAACAAUAUAUCUUGACAUUGUCUUGUUGAGAUUUGUUAUAUAGAUCAUAAAUUAGUUUGAUUAGUUUGGGGAUGAUAAGACACAUAAAUAAUGGGUGAGUUACUAUUGUUAAUUCUAUAAUCCAAAUUAUAAAAUCCAUUUAAGUACAAAUAAUAGGUGUGAACACGCACAUAUAGGAUAUAGUGUACGCUAGUCCACACUAGUUUACGUCAGGCAUACGCUAUAAGCCUGUGUUCACAUUACUGUACGACUGUCAAGUUUUAUUAUUUAGAACACCAAUUAAUCGGAGUUUGAAGAAUGAUACUACCCUAACCUCCAAUGGGUGAACCUCAGUCUCUAAUCCCAGUGGCGGACCCAGAAAUUUUACAUAGGGGUAUCAUCUUUUAAAAAAUAAAAUAAAUAAAAACGAAAUAGCUAAUAAAAAUGAUUAAAUAAGAAAAUUCAUGACUUGUACACAGUGGCGGACCUAGUAAAGGGCAGGGUGUGUCGUCCGACACACCCUCGCCCGAAAUUUUUGUGAAGUACCUAUAUAUUUUUGGUACAACUUUUUUUAAUUCGGGACUUCCGACACACCUUAAAUAAUUGUGAGCGACACACCUUCAUUAUACGAGAAUGAUUUUCUUGUUAUAAAGUUAUUUAUCUUAAUGAGUAAUACACAAUUUAAUAAGUAAAUUCAAAUAAGUAUGCUUGUUUUAGAGUAACCAACACCACAACCUAGAGAUGACAAUAGAGCGGGUUUGCCUAAACCAACCUCAUCCCCAUUUCCAAAUAUUCAAACUCAUACCCGUCUCAUACCCAUGCAGUGAAAGGUCUUACAAACUCAUCCUCAUACCUGUGGUUUUCUGAUACCCAUGGGUAAUACCGCCCCGACAACUACUCACCAUUCAUAAUAGAAUAUGGUGACAAAUAUGGUGACAAAUAUGGAUACUACCCACCCAAAAUUAUGGAACUAAUACAUAAGAGGAUGAAAUUAAGGUUUGGUUGCCAUCAAUUACAUUUUAACACUUUAUUUUUUCUUUUAAUUACUCUUCAUUCGAUUGUCAAGUUACCAUACACUCCUUAUAUUUUAUGUAUAUAACAUAAUAUCCUUGGUAGGGCGGGUUUGGGUAUGAGUAUGGGGCUGGAGAGUUAAAAAACCAUACCCGCCCCAUACCCAUCAACCUUUUUGGGGGGUUUUAUCCAUACUCGCCCCAUACCCAGUCAAUGCAGGGAUUCCCGUAUUGACUGGGUCGGAGGAGGUCGGGUACCCGCGACCAUAGGUUUGGUUGUCAUCCCUACCACAACCCAACAAUGGAAAAAAUAAACAUAACCCCAUCCUUUGAAACUCACCGUUUCCAUCCCUUGACCCUUCCUUUAUUGAAAAUAAAAAAACUCACCAUUACCCCGUUUUAGUUUCUAAUUAUCGAGAGUCACUACCACAUCUCCCUUUUCUUUUACCCUUUAGUUUUACUUGCUUUUGGAAGUUGGUGUUGACUUUACCUGUUGCAAUUGAAAGCUGCGAAAGAUUUCAGCUAUGAAGAUAAUCAAGAAUGCACUUCGAAAUCGGUUGAGUGACGAAUUUAAUGAAUCAUUGUUUAGUUGUGUAUAUCGAAAAGGAUUUGCUUCGCAACAUAAGCAAUGAAUGUAUUUACAGACAUUUCUAGUAAACAUGACAUUGUGAA
Molecule: messenger RNA, 3003 nt
Organism: Linum trigynum
Lineage: Eukaryota; Viridiplantae; Streptophyta; Magnoliopsida; Malpighiales; Linaceae
Source: the annotation of a GenBank genome assembly